UUCACUUAAUUGUUAUUUUGGGAACCUAAAAUGGUUCUUCAAUGGCAUCAAUGCAAAAAUACCCUUUUAGAAAGUUUACUUUUAAGAGUGAAGUGUCACUAUGCAACCACCUAGCCUACACCGAAUACCAACUUAUAGCAAACUAGAUAGCAAAGUUGUGGCAAACAAUCAACCAUACUACCCUAACAUUUUGGCAGUACCUUUUCAUGGUUAAGCACCAAUCAUAUUUUAGUGUACAGGGAUGUGAGACUGUUAGAGAGAACAAUAAACUGGAACUAGAUGACAGAAGUGGUGACUGUUGUAUCACUUCCUGGACUGAGAAGGAAAUAUGCACAUUCACAAAAAGACACAGACAAAGUCUCCCUCUUCAGUUGGCACAUUUGACAUUCUUUAAAACAAGUGAAUGUUACAACAUGCUGUGCUGUGACGUCUAUGCAGAGGUAAGGUCGGAGAUCUUUUCCUCAGAAUCCAAAACUCAAAGUUCAGACCGACCAAUGGAUCUGGGCUUGGCUGAAGACCAUUUCUCUCGACCUGCGGGUUCAUUUGUGGCAUCCGAUGUAGAGCAGCUGAAACAGGCCAUAGCAGAGUGCAAGAGACUGAUCCUGGAACUGCCAGAACAUUCAGAGAAACAGAAGGACACAGUCAUCAAAUUGGUCCACCUUCGGCUCAAACUACAGGAAUUAAAGGACCCAGAGGAAGAUGAGCCGAACCUGCAGGUUCUGUUAGAGCAUCGAUUCUCAAAGGAGAAGAGCAAGAGUGUCAAACAGAUGUGUGACAAAUGUAGCACUAUCAUAUGGGGACUCAUUCAGACCUGGUACACCUGCACAGGUUGUUAUUACCGCUGUCAUAGCAAGUGUAUGCAUCUUAUCAACAAACCAUGUGUGAGGUCAAAGGUCAGCCAUCAGUCUGAGUAUGAACUCAGCAUCUGUCCUGAAGUUGGUUUAGACAAACAGGACUACAGAUGUGCUGAAUGUCGGACACCCAUCUCUCUACGGGGUGUUCCUAAUGAGGCACGGCAGUGUGAUUAUACAGGUCAGUAUUACUGCAGCAGCUGCCACUGGAACGACACAGCCAUUAUUCCGUCUAGAGUCAUACAUAACUGGGAGUUUGAGCCCCGUCAGGUGUGUCGUACAUCAAUGCGCUAUCUUGCUUUGAUGAUAACCAGGCCUGUGCUCAAACUGAAGGAAAUCAACCCUCUUCUCUUUAACUUUGUGGAGGAGCUGGUGGAAAUCAGAAAAUUACGUCAGGAUAUUUUGCUAAUGAAGCCAUAUUUCAUCACCUGUAAGGAGGCCAUGGAGGCCCGACUCCUGUUGCAUCUUCAAGAUCGUCAGCACUUUGUGGAGAAUGAUGACAUGUACAGCCUACAGGAUCUGAUUGACUUAUCCAGCGGGCGUCUCAGCUGUUCCCUUACUGAAAUUCACACAACUUUUGCCAAACAUAUUAAACUGGACUGUGAGAAAUGCCAGGCCAAAGGCUUCAUGUGUGAAUUGUGUAAAGAGGGUGACAUUCUCUUCCCAUUCGACAACCACACCUCCGUCUGUAAUGACUGUUUUGCUGUUUUCCACAGUCUGAAAAAAGAAGAGCAUAUAACAUUAAAACAACACAAGGGGAUUGUUACUAUGAUAACUCGACCACAUGUCCGCGCUGUGCAAGAAUGCUGGAACGGCAACAUGAGGAGUCCCAGAACCUGUAGAUGAACCUGACAGAUGGAUGAAUCGCAAAUACUGUCAAAGAUCUUCAGAGUCAGAACUUGUCUUAUAUUCAGUUUAUUUGUUCUUGAUGUUUUAACCAUGCUUCUGUUAGCUUCUGAACUGACAUUAAUGAAGUGUGAUCAGGAUAGAAGGAAAACCUCACAUUUUGAAUAUAUAAAUAUAGAACUUCUGGUUACUGUUAUAUAUCUUUAGUCCAAAGAGAAAUCUUUGACAAACUUUAAUAAUGGCAUGUUCCUCUUAAGAAUGUGACCGUGAGAUCAAUUUAAUUUCUUUCUAUAUGUAAUCCUGGGUAGCAUGCUUUUUAAGGGACCAGGAAAAAAUACUACAAGGCUACACUAUGUUCUGCUUUACAUUUAUAACCCCGUUAUACACUGUGGUUUAAUGCAGUAGAUAAUAUGCUGAUAAAUGAUUCUAUGAUAAUUAAUGAUAUAAAACAAAUGCUGUGCAACUAUUUCUGGUUUAAAUUAUUUCAAAAUGGAAUCUUCUGUAAUGCAGUUACCUGGUGUAAAAUUGUAUCCUAUUAAAUGACAUAAUGCUA
This is a messenger RNA of Carassius auratus (goldfish), 2250 nucleotides long. RefSeq names its product differentially expressed in FDCP 8 homolog (gene def8). The coding region runs from base 207 to 1697 and encodes 496 amino acids. The record is from RefSeq and is a predicted model, not a curated record. The transcript is spliced from 12 exons. Lineage: Eukaryota; Metazoa; Chordata; Actinopteri; Cypriniformes; Cyprinidae.